Molecule: messenger RNA, 1139 nt
Organism: Archocentrus centrarchus (flier cichlid)
Lineage: Eukaryota; Metazoa; Chordata; Actinopteri; Cichliformes; Cichlidae
Gene: ccnb1ip1
Product: cyclin B1 interacting protein 1
Exons: 5
Coding region: 95-835 (246 amino acids)
Biological process (GO): reciprocal meiotic recombination
Cellular component (GO): synaptonemal complex
Molecular function (GO): ubiquitin protein ligase activity
Source: RefSeq, a predicted model, not a curated record
GAAGUAGUGGUAGGUUUUGUUCUUUCAAAUCAACUGUUUUUUAACCAAAUGUGACAGAGUCAUGUCAAGGCGUCUGUGAAUUCAUGUCAGAGCCAUGGCCAUGUCUGUCUGCGACGACACCCUCCUGUGUAACUUCCCAAAGUGCCGCACAAAGCUGAGCGGCUUUGCCUGGGUCACAGCUUGCUCGCACAUUUUCUGCGAUCAGCACGGAUCCGGCGAGUUCAGCCGUUCCCCCGCCAUCUGCCCGGCCUGCUCGUCCGCGCUGUCUGGAAAGUUGGACAUUGUGAGGACGGAGCUAUCGCCUUCUGAGGAGUACAAAGCCAUGGUGCUAGCAGGUCUGCGACCAGACGUCGUUCUGGACAUCAGUACCCGCGCUCUGGCCUUCUGGAGCUAUCAGGUCCAUCAGGAGCGUAUGUAUCAAGAGUACAGCCUGUCACGGGCCGACACGCAGCUGAAGCAGAUGGAGAAGAUGCUGACUCAGCAGAACCAGAGCAGAGAACUGGAGCUCACUGCCAUGAAGGGGGAAAUUGCCUCCCUGAAGAAAGUGACAGAGGAGUACAAGAGGAAGUACAGUGAGGUGUCUGAGAGGCUGAUGGAGAGAAACAGGCAGUACAAGAAACUGCAGGGGCUGUACGACUCUCUGAGGCUGCGUAACAUGGUGGUGGGCGAGGGAGAAAGACGUACAUCACAACAACCGCGACAUCAAGACAACAACGCUGGGGUAUCUCGGCAGGCAACUCCCCAGAAGAGCUCUGUAUUCCUCUCCUUCGGCCCCGCAGGGGACAGUCGCUUCUUCUCCGGCCUGGAGGCUGACGGAGCAGAACCCUUCUUCUAGUUCAGCUCCCCUGCCAGGGAUGCGUGCCGGCCCUUCAUUAGUGAACACUGAGCGGUUUCAUCCUCUGCUGUUCUGUUUUACUCUGUUCUGUUGUACAUGUUUUCCCUGAGUGCAGGGCAAGUGUUUGUUGUCAUUGUUUUUAUUGUUCCUGGCUUAUUGUUGGCCUAUUUUCACAGAGUCUUACAGCUAACCCCGACCUGUUUAACAAAAAGCUUUCAGUUGGGAUAAUUUCCUCAUUUCUGUAUUUUAAUCCAGGAUUAAAGUGAUGAAACAUUUUUUUAAAAAGUCACAAGGGGAUGACUGU